Messenger RNA from Doryrhamphus excisus (bluestripe pipefish), 4454 nucleotides. RefSeq names its product transducin-like enhancer protein 3-B. Gene Ontology annotation, cellular component: nucleus; transcription regulator complex. The record is from RefSeq and is a predicted model, not a curated record. Lineage: Eukaryota; Metazoa; Chordata; Actinopteri; Syngnathiformes; Syngnathidae. Gene Ontology annotation, molecular function: transcription corepressor activity; protein binding. Gene Ontology annotation, biological process: negative regulation of canonical Wnt signaling pathway; regulation of DNA-templated transcription.
UCCUUCUCGGCUGUCUAGUCCGCGUGUCAGUGCUCAGUCUGUGUGUGUGGUUCAGCUCGCGACGGAGGAAGUGGCUGCAUGCUAUGCUAGCUCCUGCCAUAUUUCACAACGAGCGACAUUUUUUAAUCACCCGCUGCUGUUGCCCUCCAUUUAUCCACGGGACUCUUCGGAAGGCACCCUUGGAUCUAAUAGAGUCUCGGUCAUAUCUUAAGGGGGGGGUUCCACGCCGAGGCGAAACGAGGAUAUUUUCCCGUUUUUCCACGGUGACUUUUGCAAGUGAAGGAUACUACUAAGACCUCCGUGUGGAUAUUACAAUUGAACCUGGGCAACGGGGGGAGGCGGUGGAGACAAAAGGGGUGUAAGGAGAACUAGAAGCUCCGAUGUUCGGGGAUUGAACGCAAACGGUGCUUUUGUCCUCCGCCAUCCUGUGCGACCUGGGGAGGGGGCGGCGGCGGCGGUGGUGGUGGUGGUGAUUAACGACACUUGGAUUACUUGAAGGAAAAGCCAGGAUCCUUCCUAGUGUGAAGGACCCGAUAUGUAUCCACAAGGCCGGCAUCCGGCACCUCACCAGCCAGGGCAGCCGGGCUUCAAAUUCACGGUGGCGGAGUCCUGUGACAGAAUCAAAGACGAAUUUCAGUUCCUGCAAGCUCAGUAUCACAGUCUUAAAGUGGAGUACGACAAAUUGGCCAAUGAAAAGACAGAAAUGCAGCGCCACUACGUCAUGUACUAUGAGAUGUCCUACGGGCUCAACAUCGAAAUGCACAAACAGACGGAGAUUGCCAAACGUCUCAACGCAAUCCUGGCUCAGAUCAUGCCAUUCUUGUCACAAGAGCAUCAGCAGCAGGUGGCUCAGGCCGUUGAGCGAGCCAAGCAGGUGACCAUGACCGAGCUGAAUGCGAUCAUCGGGGUACGUGGACUUCCCAAUCUGCCGCUCACUCAGCAGCAGCUGCAGGCCCAGCACCUCUCCCACGCCGCCCACGGACCCCCCGUGCAGCUGCCCCCGCACCCCUCGGGUCUGCAGCCGCCCGGCCUCCCUCCCGUGACGGGCGCCGGCUCGGGCCUGCUGGCGCUCGGCGCUCUCGGAAGCCAGGCUCACCUGCCCGUGAAGGACGAGAAGAACCAUCACGACCUGGAGCACCGAGAACGAGAGUCCAGCACGAACAAUUCCGUGUCGCCGUCAGACAGCCUGCGGGCAGCCAGCGAGAAGCACCGCGGCUCGUCUGAUUACGGACUUGACCCCAAAAAACGCAAAGUGGAUGACAAGGACAGCAUGAGCAGAUACGACAGCGACGGCGACAAGAGCGACGACCUGGUGGUGGAUGUUUCCAACGAGGACCCGGCCACCCCUCGGGUCAGCCCUGCUCACUCUCCUCCGGAGAACGGCCUGGACAAAUCGCGGGUCCUGAAAAAGGACGCGGCGCCCAACAGCCCCGCCUCCGUGGCAUCCUCGGGGAGCACGCCAUCCUCCAAAGCCAAGGACCACGCCCACAUGGCGAAUGACAAGUCAUCUACACCAAGCCUGAAGUCCAACACCCCCACGCCCAGGAACGAGGCCCCCACACCAGGAACCAGCACCACGCCUGGACUCAGGCCUUUGACCAUGGGAAAACCGCCCGGAAUGGUGGAAGCCUUAGCCGCCCCUGCCCUCCGCACACCCCUCUCCAUUGCGGGUUCCUACGCCGCCCCCUUCGCCAUGAUGGGCCAUCAUGAAAUGAACGGCUCCCUGACCAGUCCGGGCGUCUACCCUGGCCUCAUUUCACCCCAGAUGAGUGCGGCCGCCGCGGCCGCCGCUUACGGACGCUCACCCAUCGCGGGGUUUGACCCCCACCCCCACAUGAGAGCUCCAGGCCUGCCAGCCAGCCUCACUUCCAUUUCAGGAGGAAAACCGGCUUAUUCUUUUCACGUGAGUGCCGACGGUCAGAUGCAGCCCGUGCCCUUCCCUCCAGACGCCCUGAUUGGCCCGGGCAUCCCUCGCCACGCUCGCCAGAUCAACACGCUGAGCCACGGGGAAGUCGUGUGCGCCGUCACCAUCAGCAAUCCCACACGCCACGUCUACACGGGCGGCAAAGGCUGCGUCAAGAUCUGGGACAUCAGCCAACCGGGCAGCAAGAGUCCCGUGUCCCAGCUGGACUGUCUGAACCGGGACAAUUACAUCCGUUCUUGCAAGCUGUUGCCGGACGGCCGGACCCUGAUCGUGGGCGGCGAGGCCAGCACGCUGACCAUCUGGGACCUGGCAUCCCAGACGCCACGCAUCAAGGCGGAGCUCACCUCCUCCGCCCCGGCCUGCUACGCGCUGGCCAUCAGCCCCGACGCCAAGGUCUGCUUCUCCUGCUGCUCGGAUGGAAACAUCGCCGUGUGGGACCUCCAUAAUCAGACCCUCGUCAGGCAGUUCCAGGGCCACACAGAUGGAGCCAGCUGUAUCGACAUCUCCCACGAUGGGACCAAGCUCUGGACCGGGGGGUUGGACAACACGGUCCGCUCCUGGGAUUUGAGAGAAGGGCGGCAGCUCCAGCAACACGACUUUACCUCCCAGAUCUUCUCCCUGGGCUACUGUCCCACGGGAGAAUGGCUGGCCGUGGGCAUGGAGAGCAGCAACGUGGAGGUGCUGCACCACACCAAGCCUGACAAGUACCAGCUCCAUCUGCACGAAAGCUGCGUCCUCUCGCUCAAGUUCGCCUACUGUGGCAAAUGGUUUGUGAGCACAGGGAAAGACAAUCUCCUGAACGCAUGGAGGACUCCGUAUGGUGCCAGCAUAUUCCAGUCCAAGGAGUCGUCCUCGGUCCUCAGCUGCGACAUCUCGGCGGAUGACAAAUACAUCGUGACGGGGUCCGGCGACAAGAAGGCCACCGUCUACGAGGUCAUCUACUAGACCGGGGUCCUCGCUCCGCUUCGGCUCUUCUGCUGGCGCUUGCCCUGCCACCCGCCUGCAAAGCUGGCAACUCAAACUGCUGUACACCCCAGGAUACGACUACUGGGGACACCCAUACUGGGGUACACCCCAGGAUACGACUACUGGGGACACCCAUACUGGGGUACACCCCAGGAUACGACUACUGGGGACACCCAUACUGGGGUACACCCCAGGAUACGACUACUGGGGACAUCCCUACUGGGGUACACCCCAGGAUACGACUACUGGGGACACCCAUACUGGGGUCCACCCCUACUGGGGUACACCCCAGGAUACAACUACUGGGGACACCCAUACUGGGGUACACCCUGGAUGCGUCUACUGGGGACAUCCCUACUGGGGUACACACCCGGAUGCGUCUACUGGGGAACACCCCUACUGGGGUCCACCCCCAGCCCCCCCGGAUCCGUCUACGAAGGCUGAUUUUUGUCUUUUUUUCUACAUUGGGGGUUCUGGUUUUGGUCAUUUUUGGUAUUUUUCUUGGUAUUUUUGCGCAUAUUUGAGCGUUACCCACGAAGCAGUGCUUCACCCCCCACGGACUGUGCUCCACACACGUCUUGUGAAAAGUGUACAUAUGGGAUUAAAUAAAGACAUUUUAUAUAUAUUAUAAAUAUAUAUAUUUUCAUGUCCCGGGUUGGCUCGUGCUGAUUGGUUGUCGCUCUCGCUCGCGUAGAUCACGUGUGAGCGGGAGAGCAAAUCCUAGAUGACAAGUUUUUUCUUUCCUGGAAGCGGGGCUGGACUUUGGUACGUUGAGCACCAAUGAAACGGCCGCUAGUCUUCGUGCGGUGCCAGAUGAUCACGGCCGAUGUGCGGCCGUCGGGACCCGGAUCACGGAUCACGGAUCCAAGAGACAAGAUGGUUGUAAAUGUCCUUCUUUUGUCUAGAGAAGAUUUUUAAAAUUGUGUCCUGCUCUGUCUGUGCUAGCUGUCCUCCUUUUUGGUUUUUGGAGACUGGGGGCGUUUCAUGUUGCGCAACCCUUGGACCUCAGUUGGGAUCGGGAGCGCUGCAGCGAGGCGAACGCGCACAUCAGGACUAAGUGCUCUUUAGCUGACUUUAAGACUUUAGUGAACUACUGGCCGACAUGGGAACAUUCUGCCCUUUGGUGUCUUACCAAUAUUCCUGGAAUGUGGAAACUGGGAGACUUUGGAGAUGCCAAACGAAAUCUGCUGUUGCUCAACUUGACAUGAAGGCUGAGAGGAAUCAAACUGGGGGUUUUUGUUAGUUUUUUUACACUGUGCUCCUCCUGACAAUGCUGGCCUUUUCCACAGAAAAGGAAAUGUCCCACUGUACCAACCAAAGUAUGUAGCAAAGCUGUCAGCACUGGGAAAAAUAAACUUGUUCAUAAAUCAGGAAAACUGUUUUUGGAGGAACCUCGUUCAUCAAAUCCACUCCAUCAUCUCACUAAAUGAUCUUUGAAAAGAUCACCGCAUCGUUAAAUCUCAUCAUUCCCACCAAUUAGUUUUUAUUUUUAAUGCCCCAAUGAGGUGGGAUGACCUGUACUGUGCAGGUGAGCAAAUCAAGCCCUCCUUUUUUGCAUUGACCU